CCUCGUCUCGGUCGUCUCUCUCUCUCUUUCCUCUCGUCUUUCUCGGCGGCGGCGGAGGCGGAGGCGGCGGCGGCGGAGAUGGCUCACCGGCUGCUGCGAGACGCGCAGGCGGACGGGUGGGAGCGGUCCGACUUCCCCAUCAUCUGCGAGUCCUGCCUCGGCGACAACCCCUACGUCCGCAUGUUGAGAGCAGAAUAUGAUAAAGAGUGCAAAAUAUGUGCACGUCCGUUUACUGUCUUCCGUUGGCGACCUGGCCGGGAUGCAAGAUACAAGAAGACAGAGAUCUGCCAGACAUGUUGCAAACUGAAAAAUGUCUGCCAGGUCUGCCUGCUAGAUCUUGAAUAUGGUCUACCGGUCCAGGUUAGGGAUACAGCACUCGCUAUUAAUUCAAAUGAUGCAAUCCCAAGGAGUGAUGUGAACCGUGAGUACUUUGCAGAAGAGCAUGAUCGCAAGGCCAGGGCUGGAAUAGAUUAUGAUUCUUCCCAUGGGAAGGCACGUCCCAAUGACACCAUUCUGAAGCUUCAGAGGACGGCACCAUAUUACAAGAGGAAUCGAGCUCAUGUCUGCAGUUUCUAUGUGCGUGGUGAAUGUACAAGAGGUGCUGAAUGCCCUUAUCGACAUGAGAUGCCUGAAACUGGAGAGUUAUCUCAGCAGAACAUUAAAGAUCGUUACUAUGGAGUUAAUGAUCCAGUUGCUUUGAAACUUUUGGGUAAGGCCGGUGAGAUGCCAUCCCUGACACCUCCAGACGAUGAGAGUAUAAGGACACUUUACAUUGGUGGCCUUAAUAAUCGAAUCACCGAGCAGGAUUUGAGGGAUCAAUUUUACGCACAUGGUGAAAUUGAGUCCAUAAGGAUGGUUCUGCAACGUGCCUGUGCAUUUGUGACGUACACUACAAGAGAAGGUGCUGAGAAAGCUGCAGAGGAGCUUGCCAACAAGUUAGUCAUCAAGGGUAUACGCCUGAAGCUCAUGUGGGGUAAGCCUCAAGCACCAAAGCCAGAAGACGAUGAAGCUGGAAGGCAAGGGCAUGUUGCACAUGGAGGAAUGCUCCCCAGGGCUGUUAUAUCUCAGCAGCAGAGUGGUGACCAGCCUCAACCACCUGGAAUGGAGGGACAACAGCAAGCACCAUCGGGAUCAUACUACUUCAACAUUCCAGCACCGCCAGGAGCAGAGCGGACACUGUACCCUUCAAUGGAUCCCCAGAGGAUGGGUGCCUUGGUCAAGUCACAGGAGGGUGAUGGCAAACCCGGUCCACAGCAGGCAGCCCAAGCUCAGGCAUCAAGCAGCUCAGGACAGAGUUACCCUAUGCCACCACAAUAUUACCAUGGUCAGUACCCACCCUACUACCCACCGUAUGGCGGUUACAUGCCCCCACCUCGCAUGCCAUACCCACCGCCACCGCAGUAUCCGCCUUAUCAGCCGAUGUUGGCAACACCAGCACAGUCGCAAGCUAGCUCAUCACAACAACCUGCACCAGCAACGCUGCACCAGGCUCAAGUCCCUCCUCCGCAGCAGACGACCCAGAACUGAAGGCCUUAAUCUUACUAGACGAGUGAUAAACAGUUAGCUGGAAACAAAUGAUGGUUUUAAACUUUUAAUGGACGCUGCGAACAAAACGUGAAGAUGAAUGAAGUUGCUUUCAGCUUCAGGCUUUCAGCAACUUGGGCUGGUAUGGAUGUUCUCCCUGUAUCUGAUGUGCCAUUGAGGCAGCAGCAGGCUUUUGAUGCGGCGAUAUGUGCGGCCGCAAAGCAAGCUGCAGAGCCGAACGCUUGGAGCCUGUGGUCAUUGUUGCUUGAUAAGGUGUAUCAACACUGUUGUUAUUAUACAAUUUCAAAUCUGUGCAUUUUCUAUAUUGCUAUAGAUAUUGCUACUGUUGUAUUCCUAGAAUCUGUUCUUUGGAGGACUGUAACCCUCGUUUAUUACCAGCUUUCUUUUGUAUGUUGUAAUGUGUGACUCGCAGUACUUAGUACUCCUAAAUGUUUAUCUGAUUCAUCUUAGCUGAGAAAAA
Messenger RNA from Oryza sativa Japonica Group (Japanese rice), 2005 nucleotides. The record is from RefSeq and is a predicted model, not a curated record. NCBI's taxonomy places the organism in Eukaryota, Viridiplantae, Streptophyta, Magnoliopsida, Poales, Poaceae.